GCGCACCUCUUCGUUGCAGCUCUGAAGCACAUGCUCUCUGCUGGCUACAGGUUCACUUUAUGUCAUACCAACACCCUUAGUCGUCCUCUUAAACUCUCCGCAACCAAAUCACACCUUUUCUCGACUUCAAGUUUAGUACUAGAGAAAGGAAAGAAAGAGAAAGACUUCAAAGAUUCCCUUCUGCACCCUCCAGAACCUGCAGACAAAUGGAAUUACAAUAGGUCUCCCUUAUUUGACCCUUCAUCAACCGACUACUCCACUUUCAAACGAGUCACUUCCAAUGACUUGGCUGGGGAGACUACACCUCCUCGGGAAGUGAAGAUGCUGACUCGAGAUUUCAUCGAAGACUCGUUGUAUAAUCCCCAUUACGGAUAUUUCUCAAAAAAGGCUACUAUAUUCGAUUGGAGCGACAUACCGUUUGACUUUGGUGGUAUUCGCGAUGCUUCAGAAUUCGACGCGGUUGUUGCAAGGAGAUAUGCAUCCUAUGAGACGGAGAAGCAGUUGUGGCAUACGCCUACGGAGUUGUUCAAGCCUUGGUACGGACAAGCAGUAGCCCAAUGUCUCGUUUCAGAAUAUUUCCUCAAGUACUUCCCAUACGAAGAUUUCAUCAUCUACGAGAUAGGUGCGGGAAAUGGAACACUGGCUUCCAAUAUCCUUGACUAUCUACGCUCCGAGUAUCCUGAAGUCUACGACCGGACGCGAUAUACGAUCAUCGAAAUUAGUGCAAAGCUUGCACAAAAACAGAGGCAGAGACUGACGAAAUCUCAUCCUGGUGUAAGUGUUGUUCAUAAGAGCAUAUUUCAUUGGGAUGUGCGCGAACCGGCGCCGUGUUUUUUCUUGUCGAUGGAAGUCAUUGAUAAUUUUGCUCAUGAUGCAAUUCGUUAUGAUCUUGAUACUCUGGAACCUUACCAGGGGUUUGUAACGAUUGACAAGAACGGAGAUUUUGACAUGAUAUAUACCCCAAUCGACGACCCUUUGAUUACAUCCUUCCUAGCGACGCGUUCUCGAUUAAAACAUCCUUUACCCUUUUCACGUCUGUUUCAGCAGUUCCCCUCAAUGAGGAAGUUUUACAGGAAUCUCCCCUUCGCAGCCAAUCUGUCCUCCGAGGAAUACAUCCCAACACGACUUCUCAGUCUCCUCCGAACACUCCGAAACCACUUCCCUCGGCAUCGACUUCUCCUAUCCGAUUUCUCUUCCCUCACAGAUACAAUCCCAGGAGUCAACUCACCUGUUGUGCAAACUCGAGUACACGGAACAACGGUACCUUGCGAGACACUCCUUGUCCACCAAGGCUCAUUUGAUAUAUUUUUCCCGACAAACUUUGAACGAUUGAGAGAUAUGUAUGAACAUAUUCUUUCUCAGCCACCCAAGAGUCGAUCCUCCUCUAUGUAUGCGGAUUCAUCUAUCCCAGACCGUUCGUCUCCUCUUACUUCGACCGCGCUCUCGCUAUCCCUGGGUUCCGACUUUUUUUCGUCCCAUACUGCAUCGGGGAAUAGAAGGAAACCGAAAGAUGGUGUUACAUCUGCUAGUGGACUACCGAUUGGAGAGCAUAAAUCGAGUGUUUUUACUCAUGCAGAGUUUUUGGGGACGUAUGGGGAUCUUGGGAAGACCAGGUUGAGGAACGGGGAGAAUCCGAUGCUUGAUUUUUAUAAGAAUGUUAAAUUCUUAUUAUAAAAUUGACCUACUUUUAAAAUA
Molecule: messenger RNA, 1695 nt
Organism: Marasmius oreades (fairy-ring Marasmius)
Lineage: Eukaryota; Fungi; Basidiomycota; Agaricomycetes; Agaricales; Marasmiaceae
Exons: 3
Coding region: 31-1674 (547 amino acids)
Cellular component (GO): mitochondrion
Molecular function (GO): protein-arginine omega-N symmetric methyltransferase activity
Source: RefSeq, a predicted model, not a curated record